Molecule: messenger RNA, 1665 nt
Organism: Liolophura sinensis
Lineage: Eukaryota; Metazoa; Mollusca; Polyplacophora; Chitonida; Chitonidae
Product: protein yellow-like
Exons: 3
Coding region: 223-1119 (298 amino acids)
Source: RefSeq, a predicted model, not a curated record
CAUACAUUCUUCGUGGCAUGCGGUGUAAUAGCGGUGUUAGUGUUGGGCUCGGCGUGUCUGAGUUUGAACUGCCCUCGUGUUCUGUCAGCUCAGGGACCCUCGAGUAAUUAUGAAGUGGUCUACAGCUGGCCAUCUUUAGAUUACACCUGGCCCAACGACUCGGUUAAAGAAGAAUAUAUCAAACAUGGCAAGUUCGUAGUGUCAACAAACGUACCUUCAGGAAUGAAGGUGUACAAGGAUGAGGUUUACGUCACUGUGCCCCAGGUGGUGUCUCGGGGGUGCCUGCCACUCUCAACAAAAUCAUCCCCCCAAUCAUCAGGCAAAUCUGCACUUUUGCAACCAUUCCCCAGUUGGGAAAACCAUACCAUUGGUGACUGUAAAGCCUUCCAGUUUGUUCAGGCGAUAGAGAUCGAACCAAGCCGCGGCCUAAUGUUUGUCGUGGACACCGGGCGGUCGGGGGUGUUCGAUAGUGUAAAAAAGAACUCAUGUCCUGCCAAAAUUGUUAUCAUCGAUAUUGACAAGAAAACCGAAUUAGGACGUUAUACAUUUCCUGAAGAAGUUGCUAGCCAGACAGAAAACUAUCUCAACGAUAUCGUCCUGGAUUAUUUUGACAACCAGUCGGCCUACGCCUACAUAACAGACACUGGAAAGCCUGGCAUCGUGGUGUUCGAUCUCAAGGGCAAUACGUCAUAUAGGUUCGAAGACGCUAAGACUAUGUCGAGUGAGGCAGACAAGCCAUCGUCGUUGACGGGGUACCUUUGGGCACAGAUAUACCCAUCAACGGGAUAUGCAAUGUCGGCUGAUUUCCGCUAUGCUUACUUCUCCGCGGUGACAGGGACGAGUCUGUAUCAGGUACCUACCAGUGCUCUCCGGGACCCCAAGACCAAUAUCACCACAGUCAUCAGGAAAGUGGGAGACAAACCUUCUCAGAGUGACGGUCUGAUUUAUGCCCAGAAGAAUCUUUACUUCGGUGGUCUGAAUGACAGAAGUCUCUAUAGAUGGGAGGUCAGUAAAGACGUGAAGAGCGCGGGAUCAGAGGGCAAUGUCGCCCUGGUGACCACAUCCGCCAUUUUGAAAAACGUUUCCGAACUGACGUGGGGUGGAUACUUUUGCCAUUGACGAAAAAGGGUAUUUGUGGUUCACAUGUUCGAGUGCGGGACAGUUAUUUACGAACCAGUUGAACUUUUCGUCUUCUGACCCCAAAUUUUGGAUGAUAAAAUUGCAUAUUGGUGAAAUGAGCUACCUUAAUCUUAACUCUACCGAUGGAGGGCCAGGGGAACCUGGGAAUCCUAAUAAUAAUAACGCGGCAAACGGUGUGGCCAUGGCACUUUUGAUACCUACAAUAAUCUUUAUUGUCUUCACACACCGUUUCAUUUAGCAUAUAGAACAUAUUUCUACAUUUUAAAUACCAGCUAUUGUUCUCGAUCUCAUGUGAAGAAUUCGCGAACGUUAUCACAGCAGUAAAAUCUCAGCAUUUAUGUCUAUUAUAUAUUAAAUGUUUUACACUUGUGGCAAAAUCCUGCUAGGACAUCUCAAGAUAAGCAAGAUAUGGUUUUCUAGAAGGUUAACCGUACAUGAUGCACACGCUAGGCCCAUGCACGUGGAAUGAACAUAAAACGGUCCCAGAACUGAACUAUCUACAUGUGGCAUAACGAAACCGUUGUG